Molecule: messenger RNA, 2420 nt
Organism: Gambusia affinis (western mosquitofish)
Lineage: Eukaryota; Metazoa; Chordata; Actinopteri; Cyprinodontiformes; Poeciliidae
Product: nucleosome assembly protein 1-like 3
Exons: 2
Coding region: 1011-2267 (418 amino acids)
Source: RefSeq, a predicted model, not a curated record
AACUUAUUAUUGUUUAGUUUUAUUUUUUAAGAAAGAGGAGUUUUGAAUAAUUAGUUUUUUACAAAUGCUGUGUUGGUCCUUUGCAUGUUUGGAGCUGUAAUAAAUUUUCACGCUGAUCACAUUUUCAGAAAUAGUCAACAAUAUUAAUAGUGAUGUGGUGAUUGGAAAACUUUUUAUCUUAUCAGAUUACCAUAUUAUUUUAAUAAUUUUUUUGGCUUAUCUCCAGGCAAAAUAUAAUGGCCAUUUCAACACUGGAUAUGGGUUUCUAAACCAAAUAAACAGUUUCAUUUUUUGUAGGAGCCCCUGGAAACGGAGGAAAGGCCACUAAUGUCGGCCUGAUUAUGUAGAUCCCUACUUUAAAAGAUGUACAUGUAUAAAGUUUUAAUUUUCUAGAUGUACAUUUCUGCUGUAGGCUAAAUGUGGGAGUAUGAAGGUAUUACUGAUGGGGUGUCAGAGUAGCUGUGGCUGUGAUUGUGAGAAAUUGUGGAGCUCAAAGACUUUAGUUUGAUUAGCUACAAUUAAGAUUUUGGUCAUUUAUAAAUGCUAUUGGAAAAAAUUUUUUAAAAUAACUUUGAUGCUUUUAAAGUUGUGUAAGCAGUGAUUUAAGUAUAAUAGUAAUGAAUGGAUCACGUAUCGUAUCCUGGCUAUUAUUAAGAAUGAUAAAAUGUAUCUGUAGCAUCACAGAUUUGUGAGGAUGGGUUGUUAUAGAAACUGAGUAACUUGUUGCAGGGUUUUAUUUUAUUCACACUAAUGGCACAAUCUAAGACUACAAGUGUUUCAUUAGCCUUUAAAAAGUCAUAAACACAGUGUAUAGCUCUUUAAUUUAUGUUUCCAAAUGUUUAAGAGUUUAUGGCUAGGAAUGAAUUACCAAAUUACCACAUUCACAAACCUGGGUUAUUGUAUUGUUGGUAUUUCAGUGUUCCCUCUAAACAUUGCUUUGGACUUUUGUGAUUUUUACAAGAUACAUUAUUAUAGCUUUUUGCUUUGUUUUUUUCUUCACAGCCCAUACCAUGGAGCUUCCAGCGGAUGGAUCCCCGAUGUUGGAGGGACUUCCAGAUAAUGGUAAGGAAGACGGUAAGUUGUGUUUAAAUGGAGCAAACAUGGUUUCUGAAGACCAUGGAGAGGAGUUGAGGUAUAGUUCACCUCCACAGUCUGAGGACUCUUCUACCAGCUCCAGUGGUAGCUCUUCUUCUAGCUCCACUGGUAGCUCUUCUUCUAGCUCCAGUGGUAGCUCUUCUUCUAGCUCCACUGGUAGCUCUUCUUCUAGCUCCACUGGUAGCUCUUCUACCAGCUCCAGUGAAGAUGAGGUAGGUAAUGGAGACCAGGACUUUAGAUCCCGAUUUCGGGUUGUCCAGGUCCUUCAACCAAACAUUAAAUUCCUGUGGGGCAUCGGCGUGCUUGAACAGGCAUUGGAACGUCUGAAAUCGACAGUUGAUCAGCUGGGCUCCGGUGACAGUAGCCCAGUGGUUCUUGCCAAUGUUGCGUUGCAGCUGCCUGAGAUUCUUCCCCAUAAUUUCAAAUAUAUACAAGACAUUGGGGUGGCUCAGAAGCCCCAAGAAGACAUGGCUCCUUCUACUUGUCUUGAAUUUCCAUCUGGACUUGACAAACAGGAAGAGCCCAUUUUGCGUCCAGAGAAGUCCAGUCCUAUUGGUACCUUGCAACAUCCUCAGGUAGGUUUGAAAGAGGACACGGCUCAUGUGACAUCUGUGACUGGUAUAAACGGGAAGAGGAGAAAGAACAGUGAUGAUGAAGAGCAGCCCCCAGCCAAGAGGUCUAGGCAGACUGUUACUGAAUUGGAGCUUGCCAUCAAGUCUAUUGUCCAGUCCUUCCCCUCCCAAGAGAUGGAAUAUGAAGAUCCCGUUGUGUUACCACCUGUCCUCUGUCUCUCACCUUUGAUGUCGUGUGAGGAUCUUGGACUGUCAUCCCCUAUCCUCAGUCCCUCCUGUAAAAGUCCUGUUUUCUCAUCCCCCGUCCUCAGUCCCUCAACAUUGACUCACUGUGAAGAUCCCAUUUUGUCACCCAGUGUUUUCGGUCUCUUACCAUGGAUGCCUUGUGAGGAUCCCAUUCUGUCUCCCCUUGUCAGUCCAUCAUCAACACACUUUCCAGAUUCAAAUUGUUUGUCCCCUGACUUCCGUUUCGGGAUGGAUACUGAGGAGGAAGCAGAAGAGGAAGCAAUACCUUCAACCUCUAGUGGAAUUACAGCAAGAGAGAGUUCCAGACACGUGUGGUUUAGACCUCACUACGACUUGUCAGGUGACUCUGAUUAGAUUGGGAUCUGUAAAAACUGAAGACCUGUUUGGGAAGUCACUUUAGGACGUCAUCAUUCCUCUCAUGUUUUUUUAUUAAAGUCAAUGGGUUUCUAGUUAGCCUGAGGAAGCCUUAGGUAGCGUCUUGCACUGGGGCUUUUCUUCUUUUUUGUG